CCCCCUUCACUGGUCUCCAGCCAAGCUUUUGUCUCUUUGGGAGCCACUAAGCCUAACGCCGAGCCGAGCAGGUGGAGGGGACCCCAAGGAAGGCAGAAGGACAAAGAGAUAGAAGCAGACAGGCAUGCAGAACAGAGAGAGAGAGAGAGAGAGAGAGAGAGGAGACAGGCAGAGUGGACGCGGAGAGAGAAAGGGGUGGCAGGAGGAGUGUGGUGGGAGGACGUGGCUCUGGGGCACAGCCACCAGCCACCACAGUGGGUGUGAAGGGGUUGGGGGGAGCAGGGGUUGGGAGGGCCAUGAUGGUGGUGCUCAGCCUUUCAGAAGAAGCUGGAGCCGGCCUACCAGGUGAGCAAGGGCCACAAGAUCCGGCUGACCGUGGAGCUGGCCGACCCCGACGCCGAUGUCAAGUGGCUUAAGAAUGGACAGGAGAUCCAGAUGAGCGGCAGGUGCACUGGGGGGGGGCGGGCGGGGAGGGGGGCCUGGAGGCUCCCCAGCCCGCUCUCCCUGCCUCCCGCCACCCAUGUUCUCUACCGAGACCGGUCCCUGCCCUGUCUCCCCCACCCCCACUCCCCUCUUUCUGGUCGUUUCCCAUCUUUCUGCCUGUCUCUGUUCUUGCUUUUUCUCUUCGGCUCGCUUCCUCUCAUCCGGACGCUCCCACGGCCCCUUCGGCUCCACAGCAAGUACAUCUUUGAGUCCGUCGGGGCCAAGCGCACGCUGACCAUCAGCCAGUGCUCGCUGGCGGACGACGCGGCCUACCAGUGCGUGGUGGGCGGGGAGAAGUGCAGCACCGAGCUCUUCGUUAAAGAGCCCCCCGUGCUGAUCACUCGGCCCCUGGAAGACCAGCUGGUGAUGGUGGGACAGCGGGUGGAGUUUGAGUGUGAGGUGUCUGAGGAGGGGGCCCAGGUCAAAUGGCUGAAGGAUGGGGUGGAGCUGACCAGGGAGGAGACCUUCAAAUACCGGUUCAAGAAGGAUGGCCAGAGACACCACUUGAUCAUCAACGAGGCGACGCUGGAGGACGCCGGGCACUAUGCGCUGCGCACCAGUGGCGGCCAGGCGCUGGCCGAGCUCAUCGUGCAGGAGAAGAAGCUAGAGGUGUACCAGAGCAUUGCAGACCUGACGGUGGGCGCGAAGGACCAGGCGGUGUUCAAGUGUGAGGUGUCCGAUGAGAAUGUGCGGGGCGUGUGGCUGAAGAACGGGAAGGAGCUGGUGCCUGACAGCCGCAUAAAGGUGUCCCACAUAGGGCG
Messenger RNA from Nyctereutes procyonoides (raccoon dog), 1244 nucleotides. Its product is annotated as myosin-binding protein C, cardiac-type-like. NCBI's taxonomy places the organism in Eukaryota, Metazoa, Chordata, Mammalia, Carnivora, Canidae. The transcript is spliced from 5 exons. The record is from RefSeq and is a predicted model, not a curated record. The annotation marks the transcript as partial.